AUGCAAGCGUCAGAAGCUAAUGCUCAGAGUCUCCCAAACCCAUUUCAUUGGCCAAACAAUGACCCAGGAAGAAUGGAAGCCGGUCUUAUUGAACCCGUCAAUUUCAAAUCAAAAGAAGCAUGCCUUCUUGAAACUCCUGUAGGGUUAGCUUGGAGGCGCCUUCAUUACGGCACUGCUAAAUUGGAAGGGGUGCACGGAUCAGCUCACUUGCUGGCUUUCUUUGCUAUGGAAGCUAUGGCGGAACUGCAAGUGAGUGUCCCAUCUGGAGCUCCUGGGUGGCUUUUCUCUCUUUACGCCGUAAACACAGUCCUCCUGAUAGCCUUAAACAUAUUUGCCCUGAUGGUCAGCACCUGCCUUCUUCCCCGAAUGAGCGCCAUUUCUGAAGAAUAUGACAUCAAGAACUUGCGGGUGGUUCCCAACUUUUCUCCUCACGACCGUCUGCACAACCUGGUUUCCCUGAGCGCUGGACUUGCUCAUGUUUUUGGGCUUUUUCUAUUCCUACUUGAAAUAAUUCUCCUGAACUGGGUUAAGUUUUGGGACUUCUCACUGCCGGCUGCUUUUGCAGGAUCCGUAACCAUGGUGCCUUUCCUGGUCCUGUUCACACUUGCCGUGUUCCACUUUCGAAGAACUUUGGCCAAGCAUCGUGCUCAAAACACCUGCAGCACCAGGCUUUUGGUGAAGUUUGAGAAUUCCGUGUGA
This is a messenger RNA of Neocloeon triangulifer, 699 nucleotides long. RefSeq names its product calcium release-activated calcium channel protein 1-like. The record is from RefSeq and is a predicted model, not a curated record. Gene Ontology annotation, biological process: store-operated calcium entry. Bases 1 to 699 code for a protein of 232 amino acids. Lineage: Eukaryota; Metazoa; Arthropoda; Insecta; Ephemeroptera; Baetidae. Gene Ontology annotation, molecular function: store-operated calcium channel activity. The transcript has 3 exons. Gene Ontology annotation, cellular component: membrane.